This is a messenger RNA of Penicillium chermesinum, 1149 nucleotides long. RefSeq lists its product as uncharacterized. Bases 1 to 1149 code for a protein of 382 amino acids. The transcript has a single exon. The record is from RefSeq and is a predicted model, not a curated record. Lineage: Eukaryota; Fungi; Ascomycota; Eurotiomycetes; Eurotiales; Aspergillaceae.
AUGGAGUCUUCUAGUCGAAGUCUUCCCCCAUUGGAUUCCUUCAGAGCUCUUCCAGCCAUGACACCUUCAGGGCGCUCUUCGCUUCCCCCUCCCCCCGCAUCAACCCAUGAUGGCGCCUUGCAGACUUGGCUCCAGGCCAAGUCCGAGGAAGAUCGUCGAGCCCAGCAAGAGGAGAAGACCCGUCAAGAGACACUUCGUCUGGAGCAACGCAAGAUCGAGCACGCGAUGCUGAGAGACGCAACGAAUUACGGUGUUCCUCCUCAUAUGAUCCCCUGCAUCUUCACCGGCAUCGGUGGAAAUAACUCGGAUUCACUGGCUUUGUCCCAGCAGCAUCCACACCAUCCACCUCAGCUCUCGUCUUCGGGUUAUUCUGUCCCUGUAGCUCAGGCCCAAGCUGGGCAGGCCUCGAGUAUAUCAAUGCAACCAAGGCCCCCAAUCAACAAUAACUACAUUUCAUCCAGUGCUGGCACUGUCAGUCGAGCGCACAAUUCGAUGCUGCCCCCAUCUGCAAGUCCUUCUCAUCUGGCCCUACGAGGCGAACAGUUCGAGCAGCAACCCAUCUCUCUGAACUUCCACCAUUACAUCCCUCCAACCCAGCAGUCUCAAGCUCCGCCUCCUCGCAGUCAACCAGUGUCAUCAACAGUAUUGUUCAACCCUUUCUCUCGCAGCAAUAGCGAAGCCGAUCCUAAUAACCGCAGCAGAAGCUCUCAAGCUGCUCAGACUCUGAGUCUUCCACCCGCACUCCACGUCCCCGUGUACGACUCAACCCUCCACGGCAUAGUAGACAGGCCCAACCGUACCGUCAGCGACGCUCCAACUCUACCUUUCGAAAUUCGCACGUCGGUACUCGCCGUCUCGCCCCCCGAGAUGCGAGCCCCUUGUCGGUUUGGAGCGCUUAGGCUCACGGGCAGCGGGCCGACUGAGCGCGCAUCAGACUUGCCCAAUGCUGUCCACGUCGAGAUCAAAUGUGAAGAGAGAGAGGGCACAUCAACAGCUGUCUGUCCCGAACCCAGCGGGGCAGGCGAACGAUUCCAAGGUGAGCUAGUUACCCCGGUUUCGAGACUUGUCAUUUUUAAGAAUUAUGCGUUGACGGAUGAGAUUGAUGUCGUUGUUUCACUUGGUCGGGUUGUAGCUGAUAGUUGGGAAUGA